CCCAGCCCUAAGGAAGUAGAGUUCACAUCCCCCUUUAACCCUUCUACCACCUAUCAAUAAUGGCGUCAUCACACAAGUUCUUCCCGGCCGUCCUCCUCCUCCUGCUGCUAGUUGUCACCAUGGAGGUGGCGCCGGCGCAGGCAGAGGAGGGGAGGGUGUGCGAGACGGAUAGCACUCGGUUCAAGGGGAUAUGCAUGGUUGGCACAAACUGCGCCAACAUUUGCCUCACCGAGGGCUUCACCAGCGGCAAGUGCUCCGGCUUGAAGAGGAAGUGCAUUUGCACCAAACCAUGCUAGCUAGAUGAUAAAACGUGGAUGGCAAUGACCGUACAUACCCAUGGACCUGUUCUCAGGAUGGUCAGAGUCACAUCGAUCUGCCGUGCACGCCUCUAACAUACUUCAGGUUCACGGCGUCACGAUGUUCUUUCUUCAGCAGUUACUAUGAAGGAUAUCACUUUAUUUCUUUCAACAAGUUAGAAGAUGUAUGGUCUAAGCAUGCAAGUGUUCAUUGUAUUCUCUUAGUAUAUGUGUAUUUUUGUUACCUUUUUCUCUAUGUUAUUACAGUUUUUAUUGCUGAUCAAUUUGAUUUCUUGUGGUAAUAACAAUUAUAAGAGAGCUCCCUUUAUAUUACCAUAUGUAUAUGCCG
This is a messenger RNA of Triticum dicoccoides, 645 nucleotides long. Its product is annotated as defensin Tk-AMP-D1.1-like. The coding region runs from base 60 to 296 and encodes 78 amino acids. The record is from RefSeq and is a predicted model, not a curated record. The transcript is spliced from 2 exons. Gene Ontology annotation, biological process: defense response. Lineage: Eukaryota; Viridiplantae; Streptophyta; Magnoliopsida; Poales; Poaceae.